Messenger RNA from Coccomyxa subellipsoidea C-169, 7476 nucleotides. RefSeq names its product target of rapamycin kinase. Gene Ontology annotation, molecular function: protein serine/threonine kinase activity; protein-containing complex binding; protein binding. Gene Ontology annotation, biological process: TOR signaling; negative regulation of macroautophagy. NCBI's taxonomy places the organism in Eukaryota, Viridiplantae, Chlorophyta, Trebouxiophyceae, Coccomyxaceae. Gene Ontology annotation, cellular component: TORC1 complex; nucleus; TORC2 complex. The record is from RefSeq and is a predicted model, not a curated record. Bases 1 to 7476 code for a protein of 2491 amino acids. The transcript is spliced from 47 exons.
AUGGGGAGCACUGGUGUUGUUGCAGGCAUGCUGGAGCGGCGCCGCGAGGCAGAGCACCACCUGCAGGACUAUGUGGAGGCGGAGGCGCGCGACCUGUCGGGCGAGCCCUUCACGCGCUUCAUGAACCAGAUCUACAAGCGCAUCUACGCCCUCAUCUCCAGGUGUGCGAGCCUUAACGAGCGCUUGGGUGGUGUCCUCGCCAUCGAUGAACUUAUUGAUGUCAAGCUGCUGGGCGAGGAUGCAGCAAAGACGUCCUAUUUUGCGUCUUACCUGCGAGAGGUGUUCCAGCCGAGCACGGACCCCAUGACCAUGGAGGUGGCCGCCUCUACUCUGGGCCACCUCGUCAAGAGCGGCGGCGCCCUCACCGCCGACAUUGUCGACAUGCAUCACGCCCAGGUGCGGAGAUCGAUCGAGUGGUUGGGCGAUCGUGGGGAGGCGCGGAGGUACGCCGCAGCGCUGAUCCUCCGCGAGCUGGCAGAGAAUGCGCCAGCGGUAUUCAAUGUGCAUGUGCGUGCCUUUAUCGACGCCAUUUGGUCCGGCCUGCGCGACGCCAAGCUGCUCGUGCGCGAGGCUUCUGUCGCCGCCUUGAGGGCGUGCCUGGUGCUUGUGGAGAAGCGUGAGACGCGCUAUCGCGUGCAGUGGUACUACCGGCUGUUUGAGGAGACGCAGCGCGGCCUCACACGCUACCCCAACUCCGUUGAUCACAUUCAUGGCUCCCUCCUCGCCCUGGGGGAGCUACUGCGCCACACUGGCGAGUUCAUGCUAGCGCGCUACCGGGAGGUUGUGGAGAUUGUGCUGCACUUCCGCGAGUCGAAAGAGAAGCUGAUCCGCCGCGCUGUCAUCUCGCUCAUCCCCCGCCUGGCCGCCUUUGCACCCGAGCGCUUUGCCGCCACCUACCUCUCCACCUGCACUGACUACCUCAUCAAUGUAGUCAAGACGCCAAACAAGCGUGGCCCGGGGUUUGUGGCGAUCGGGGACAUGGCGCUCGCGCUGGCGUCGGCCGGCUGCGCCGCGCGCAUGGAGCCCGUGCUGCCGCGCCUGGCUGAGCAGCUUCGCGAAGCCAUCGCCGCCCCGCGCAGCCGCAGGGGGGUCAACUGCCCCGAGGCACUGCAGUGUGUUGGAGUGCUGGCGGAGGCCCUACGAGGAGCAUGGAAGCCGUAUGCAACCGCGCUCAUAGAGCCCAUGAUCCUCAUGGGCCUGUCCCCUACCCUCGUCCUAGCGCUGCAGGAGUUAGUGGCGGCGCUGCCGGAGCUGCUGGGCCACAUUCAGGGGCAGCUGCUGGACCUGCUGUCACUGGUGCUGGCCAGGCGCCUCUACCGCGAGGGCCUCCCCCAGCUUCACCUCAAUGCCCUGCACCAGGCCGUCGCCCAUGGCGAGUUGCAGGGAGCGGCGCUGACGCGGCUGGCGCUGCAGACGCUGGUCAGCUUUGACUUCGGCUCGGCGCGGCUGCUCGAUUUUGUGCGCGACGAUGUGACGCCCUACCUGGACGAAGCUGAUGUCAGCGUCCGCCGUGCAGCUGCCGCCGCUGCUGCCGCCGUGCUGCACCGCACCGCCAGCGCUGCGCCUGGCUCCCGCGCAGCCAUCCACCCACAGGCGCACACGCUUGCAGUGGAGGCCGUGGUAAGCCGGCUGUUGAUGGCGGCUUGUGCAGACACGAGCGUGAGCGUGCGGCGCACUGUUCUGCAGUCCGUGCAGGCCCCAUCACCCCUCGACACCUACCUGGCUCAGGCGGACAGCCUGCGCGCGCUCUUUGUAGCGCUGAAUGACGAGAGCGGCGCUGUGCGAGCGCUGGCGGUUGGUGUGGCCGGGAGGCUGGCUUCGCUCAACCCGGCCUACAUCAUGCCGGCCCUGCGCAAGCACCUCAUGCAGCUGCUCUCCGACAUGGAACUCUCCCCUGACUCCAAGCAGCGCGAAGGGAGCGCGCAUCUGCUGGGGCGGCUGAUCAACGCGUGCCCGCGGCUGGUGCUGCCGUAUGUUUCGCCCAUCCUCAAGGCGCUCGUGGCCAAGCUGCGCCUGGCGCCCCACCUGCAGCUCACCGCUGCCGGGCCCUCAGGCGCCACCACCAAGGCCACCCUCCUGGCGCGCGUGGCCGGCCCCGGUUUGCGCGUGCACAUAGGCGAGGUGCUGCCGCUCAUCAUCGAGGCCAUUCAGGACACCUCCGGCGGCAACAAGCGCCUCGUGGCUGUCUCCACGCUUGGCCAGGUGGUGGAGAGCACUGGGCUGGUGAUGUCACCGUAUCUGGAAUACCCACAGCUGCUGGGCGUGCUGCUGCGCAUGCUCAACGAGGGCGAAGGCUCCCAGCACGUGCGCCGCGAGGUCCUCAAGGUGCUGGGCAUCAUAGGGGCGCUGGACCCGCACACGCACAAGCUGAACCAGGCGGAUCUGCAGGGUGAGGGCAAGCUGGAGCGCGAGGGCGUGCGGCCACAGCGCCAGCUGGGACCCGACGGCGUGCUGCCCGGGGAGACUCUCGGUGCUCUGUCAUUUGGCUUCAUGAUGAGGGAAGAAUUUGCUCAUGCAGGGGCAAUGGGGGGCGAUGAGCUGACAGGGGACCUGCUGUCGUCGACCGGCCUGGUAACGAGCAGCGAGGAGUAUUAUCCGACUGUCGCCAUCAAUGCGCUCAUGCGCACUCUGCGCGACCCGGCCAUGUCCAGCCACCACCCGCAGGUUGUGCGGUCGCUGUUCUACAUCUUCCAGGCGCUGCAGCUGCAGGCCGUUCCUUACCUGCCCAAGGUAAUGAGUGUGCUGCUGGGCGUGCUGCGGAACGCAGAUGAGGCGCUGUCCGAAUUCUUGGUGCAGCAGGUCACUGCGCUGGUUGCGCUGAUGAAGGCGCACAUGCGCAAGUGGCUGCCAGACAUCCUGCAGCUCAUAGCCGACUUCUGGUCGCCCACAUCACCGCUGCUGCCCCACCUCCUCCGACUGCUCUCAGAGCUCGCCGUGGCGUUGCGGGACGACAUUCGAGCAUACCUGCCGGGGCUGCUGCCCAAGUUUGUGGCGCUGUUUGGCGAGGCUGAGCGCGGCGGCGGCUACGAGCUGGUGCGGCCGGCGCUUGCAUGCCUGGAGGCGCUCGGCACUGCGCUGGAAGACCACCUAGCGCUCCUUCUGCCAGCGCUCGUCCGCCUCAUCCAUCCGAGCGUGGCGGGGACACCGUUGGAGAUUCGCAGAGCAGCGCUGCACAGCAUGCGGCGGCUGCUGCCCCGCAUGCCGCUGGCCGGGUCCUCAGCUGCGGUGCUGCACCCUCUGCUGCGCGUCCUGGACGGCAGCGUCGAGGAGCUGCGGCGGGACGCAGCCGACACCAUCUGCUCUGUCGCCAUUGCGCUUGGCCCCGACUUCGCCCUGUUUGUGCCCACCAUCAGCAGGGCAAUGGCGCGGCACAAGAUGGUGCACGAGAAGUUUGCGCGACUGGCGGAGCGGGUGACGCUGCAGGAGCCGCCGUGCAUGAGCGAGGCGGAUGACUGGGAGUCCAACAACCGCUGGAUUGAUGACCUGGUCCCGGCGGCUGAUGCCACCUCUUCUUUGCCAGCAUUACCCGACGCCGCAAGUGAGUCCAAGCUGCCUGUGAACGAGGCGGGGCUGCGGCGCGCCUGGGAGAGCAGCCAGCGCAGCACCAAGGAGGACUGGGCGGAGUGGAUGCGCCACUUCUCCGUUGAGCUGCUGAAGGAGUCGCCGUCGCCCGCGCUCCGUGCCACUCACUCUCUCGCACAGGUACAGCCGGCGAUGGCGCGGGACCUGUUCCCGGCGGGCUUUGUGUCGUGCUGGGCGGAGCUGGAGGAGGGGAUGCAGGAGGCCCUGGUGCGCAGCCUGGAGGCAGCGCUCGCGUCGCCCUCCAUCCCCAAGGACAUCGUCACCACGCUCCUCAACCUGGCCGAGUUCAUGGAGCACGACGAGAAGAGCCUGCCCCUCGACACCAGGACGCUGGGGGCCCUGGCAGAGAAGUGCCACGCGUUUGCCAAGGCGCUGCACUACAAGGAGGUGGAGUUUGCGCAGACGCCCGAGACGGCGGUGGAGUCGCUCAUUUCCAUCAACAACCAGCUGCGCCAGCCGGAGGCCGCCAUUGGCAUCCUGGCUGUCGCCCAGAACGACCUGCACAUGGAGCUCAAGGAGUCCUGGUAUGAGAAGCUGAACAGGUGGGAGGAGGCGCUGGAGGCCUACGAGCGCAAGUACCAGAACACGGCUGGAACUCCUGCAUACGUUGAUGCAGCACUUGGGAGACUCAGGCGCGACACAUUCCCUUCUUGUGAUGUAGGCAAGAUGAUCCUGUGCCUGGGCGCGCUGGCGGAGUGGGAGCGGCUGAGCGAGGCGUGCCGGUUUGAGUGGCGGCAGCUGGAGCCGCACCUGCGCCCGCGCAUGGCCUACCUGGGCGCCAACGCGGCCUGGCACAUGGGCCAGUGGGACGAGAUGUCCACCUACGUUGCCGCGCUCGAGUCCGAGGAGGGCCCUGAGCUCUCCACCGGCUCCUUCAUGUCCGCCGUUCUCAACGUCCGCCACGGCAACUACGCCGCUGCAAAGAGCUGCAUAGAGCGCUCGCGGGAGCUGCUGGGGCAGGAGCUGGCGGCGUUGGUAGGCGAGAGCUAUGAGCGCGCGUACCAGAACAUGGUGCGCGUGCAGCAGCUGACCGAGCUGGAGGAGACCAUCGACUACUCCCUCGCCCUCACCCUGGCCCAAGGUGACGAGGUCGCGGCUGAGGCGAGGCGGGCGUUGACCAGGCAGAUGUGGCGCGAGCGUUUGAAUGGAGUACAGCGCAACCAUGAAGUCUGGCAGUCGCUGUUGUCGGUGCGCAGCUUGGUGCUGCCCAUGCACGAGGACACCCACACCUGGCUCAAGUUUGCGUCCCUGUGCAGAAAGUCCGGACGCCCAAAGCAGGCGUAUCGUACUCUGCGCUCGCUGCUGGGCUAUGACCCCACAGCAAUUCCUGCGGGGCAGUCUGGGUAUGGUGCUGGCAGCGGCGCGCCCGACCUCAUGUUUGGCUUCCUCAAGCACCUCUGGGCCACACACAGCCGCCAUGACGCCCUCCACAGGAUGGAGGACCUGGAGCACGAGGUGACGGUGUCGCCGCUGCCGACAGCCGAAGAGGCGGCCGUGGCGGCGCAGAGCAUUGUGGUGGGAGGGCGCACGGGGCCGGCCAUGGCCAUCCUGUUUGCCACGCCCGCAGGCCGCAUGGCCGGCGGCUAUCGCGCCUCCCUUGUGGCGCGCGUGCAUUUGCGCCUUGGCAUGUGGCGAUGGAGCAUCUCCGAGGCCUCCAAGGAGGUGACAGAGGAUGUGAUAGAGGCGGUUAAGAGCAACCUGCACAUAGCGAUCCAGGCCGCUCCAGACUGGGCCAAGGCGUGGCACAAUUGGGGUCUCUUCAACGUCAAUGCCAUGGACCACUACUCGCGCUCCGAUGUCGCCACGGCCAACCGGCAUGUGGCGCCCGCCGUCGCCGCCUUUUUCAAGUCUGUGUCGCUCAGCCAGGCCUCAGGUGGCGAGGGGUCGCGGGGGUCCAAUCUGCAGGACAUCCUGCGGCUGCUCACGCUGUGGUUCACGCACGGCGCGGCGCCGGAUGUUGAGAAGGCGCUGGAGGAGGGCUUUGGGCAUGUGUCCAUCGACACCUGGCUUGUGGUCAUUCCGCAGGUGAUAGCGCGCAUCCACGACCAGCAGGUGGUGGUGCGGCGACUGAUCUGCAGCCUGCUCAUCUGCAUCGGGCGCCACCACCCGCAGGCCCUCAUGUACCCGCUCCUCGUUGCCAGCAAGAGCCAGUCGGGCAACCGGCGCUCGGCCGCCACGAGCAUCAUCGACAACGUGCGCCAACACUCAGCCACCCUCGUCGAGCAGGCCCAGCUGGUGAGCACGGAGCUGAUCCGCAUGGCCAUCCUGUGGCACGAGAUGUGGCACGAGGCGCUAGAGGAGGCGUCGCGGCAGUACUUUGGGGAGAGCAACGUGGAGGCCAUGCUGGCCACACUCAUGCCGCUGCACGAGAUGAUGGCCCAGCAGGGGCCCACCACACUCAAAGAGAUCGCCUUUGUCCAGGCAUAUGGGCGUGAGCUGGCGGAGGCGUACGAGUGGUGCCAGAAGUACCGCAUGAGCCGGCGCGAGGCGGAGCUGCACCAGGCCUGGGACCUGUACUACCACGUCUUCAAGCGCAUCAACAAGCAGCUCCCCUCCCUCACCGUCCUUGAACUCCAGUACGUCGCGCCCGCGCUCGUCCGCGCACAGGGUCUGGAGCUGGCAGUGCCGGGCACGUACAUAGCGGGAGAGCCGGUGGUGACAAUUGCCGCAUUCGCGCCGCAGCUGCAUGUGAUCACCUCCAAGCAGCGCCCGCGCAAGCUCACCAUCCAUGGCAGCGACGGCGCCGAAUACAUGUUCCUGCUCAAGGGGCAUGAGGACCUGCGGCAGGAUGAGCGCGUGAUGCAACUGUUUGGCCUGGUCAACACAAUGCUGGCGCAUGACCGCACCACCGCCGAGCGCGACCUAUCCAUCGCUCGCUACGCCGUCAUCCCCCUCUCACCCAACUCUGGGCUGAUCGGGUGGGUGCCCAACACGGACACGCUGCAUGCGCUGAUCCGGGAGUACCGCGACGCGCGCAAGAUUCCCCUCAACGUGGAGCACCGCCUCAUGCUGGGCAUGGCGCCCGACUACGACCACCUCACCGUCAUCCAAAAGGUUGAGGUCUUCGAGCACGCCCUCGACUCCACCUCAGGCGAGGACCUGCACAAGGUGCUAUGGCUGAAGUCGCGCAGCAGCGAGGUGUGGCUGGAGCGGCGCACACACUACACGCGCUCCACCGCUGUCAUGUCCAUGGUGGGCUACCUGCUGGGCCUGGGUGAUCGGCAUCCGAGCAACCUCAUGCUGGACCGCUACAGCGGCAAACUGCUGCACAUUGACUUUGGCGACUGCUUUGAGGCGUCCAUGAACCGCGAGAAGUUCCCUGAGCGGGUGCCCUUCCGAUUGACGCGGAUGAUGGUGAAGGCCAUGGAGGUCUCUGGCGUUGAAGGCAACUUCAGGUCGACGUGCGAGAGCGUGAUGCGCGUGCUGCGCAGCAACAAGGACAGCGUGAUGGCCAUGCUGGAGGCCUUUGUGUACGACCCACUCAUCAACUGGCGCCUGGUCAAGACGGGCGAGGGCGAGACCGACAACGCGCUGGCAGCCAUGAACUCUGAGAUGCUGCCAUCCAACGUGACCUUCACAGGGAAGUUGGAGGAUGUGGGGUCAGCGGAGAUGCCGAGCCCACCUCGUCGGGAGACCCGGGAGCGCGAGAUGCUGACGGCGUAUGGGCAGCUGGGCGACGCCGUGGAGGUCAUCAACGAGCGCGCAGUGGCAGUCAUGAAACGCAUGUCCGACAAACUAACGGGGCGGGACUUUGUCCAGACGCUGCUGCAGGAGGGGCUGCCGGGCAGCACGGAGAGCGACAGCAUUCAAAGCCAAGUGCAGCGGCUCAUUGUGCAGGCGUACAGCCACGAGAACCUGUGCCAGUCCUAUAUUGGAUGGUGUCCAUUCUGGUGA